This is a messenger RNA of Emiliania huxleyi CCMP1516, 543 nucleotides long. RefSeq lists its product as hypothetical. The record is from RefSeq and is a predicted model, not a curated record. Gene Ontology annotation, molecular function: calcium ion binding. Bases 1 to 543 code for a protein of 180 amino acids. The transcript has a single exon. NCBI's taxonomy places the organism in Eukaryota, Haptophyta, Isochrysidales, Noelaerhabdaceae.
AUGACGCUCAAGGCGGGCGAGGUCCGAGCGUACCUGCUCGCCAACGGCGUCACGAAAGCUCAGUACGACAAGGCGGAGGGGAGGGGCCUCUCGGGCUUGCAAGAGCUGGCGGAAUCGGUGAACUGCACGCUCAAGGACGAGGAGACGGUGCGCAUGGCUGUCGCGGCGGCCAGCGCAGAGAAGAAGGCGACGACUUCGGAAGCGGCCCUCACGCCGCUCACGGCGGAAGAGCGGAAACGCUUCGCAGCCGCGUUCGAGCACUUCGACAAGGACAAAUCUGGGGAGCUUGACGUCAAGGAGUUUCGAAGCGCGAUGCUCGACAGCGGGAUGUGUCCUUACCCGUACGAGCAGGAGGAGCUUUUCAAGACGGCGGACAUGGACGGCUCGGGCACCAUCACCUUUGAGGAGUACUGCCACUUCAUCCAAGUCUACCGCGCAAAGCAGAGCUGGUGGGAGCGCAUGAUGGAGUCGAUGACGGACAAAUUCAUGCCCAAGCCCUCGUACCUCACCAAGACAGCGGCCAGCGCCGCGGAGCUGCAUUAA